Molecule: messenger RNA, 777 nt
Organism: Colletotrichum orchidophilum
Lineage: Eukaryota; Fungi; Ascomycota; Sordariomycetes; Glomerellales; Glomerellaceae
Product: GPI biosynthesis protein family Pig-F
Exons: 2
Coding region: 1-777 (258 amino acids)
Biological process (GO): GPI anchor biosynthetic process
Cellular component (GO): endoplasmic reticulum membrane
Source: RefSeq, a predicted model, not a curated record
AUGCCACUGGUCGAUUCCGUGACGAUGUCAGCGCCAUCAUCAUCAAAGGCUGCCUCCGACGCGGGCAAGCCGAGAGACGGCGGACUGCAUCCUGUCCACGCCCUGGCGAGCCCUGCUGCGCAGGUUGUCCGACACGUCCAGCCGGUGCUCAUCUCUGGCCUCUUCCUCGCGCAGUUCAGCUCCUUGGUCAUCGACCCCGUGCGAACCCUUCAGAACUCGCUCCCGAUCGUCGCCGCGAUCCAGGUCGUCUAUGCCUUUGCCAGUCUGCCGGCGGCUGGAUCGCAAAGCGCGAAGCCAUUGAGGAAGCCUCGGCCGGGCGAGAAGAAGAAGGUUGAGAGCACGGGGCCCAACCCCUUCAUUGCUAUAUUCCUUUCCCUACUCCUCGCUGUCCUCGUCACGCCAGCCAUCCACAUCGUCCUCGUCCUCUUCGGCGCCCCCUUUUUGACGCACGUACCGCAUACCCUGCUCUGCUCCGCCAACGUCGCCAUUCUUGCACUCUUCCCGCUCUUCUACGUCCACGGAGUCGAAGCGAGCACCUGGGCAGCUCUCGCCAGCGCGGCGGCACCGUUAGACGAGGCAUACGGCGGUCUUGUGGGAGGGCUGUUGGGCGCGUGGCUCGGCGCGGUGCCAAUUCCGCUGGACUGGGAUCGCGAGUGGCAGAAGUGGCCCGUCACGAUUGUCUGCGGCCUCUACGCCGGGUACAUCUUGGGCAAGACGAUUGGCGGCACGCUGGCGUUUGGCAGGAAAAUGGCUAGCUCCGCGAACGACGACGAAUAA